AUGUGCGACUGGCCGGACUCGGACGCGCACAGGCCCAAAAAGAAGUUGGGGUUCGACAUCUACUGCAAGAUGCCGCCCGUCAAGACGCUGCUCGCUGCGCAGCGGGCGCGCAGGCGCACGGGCGUGCAGCACGCACACGGGAGCAAGGAAGAGAGCAAUGAGUGCGACGGCACCUUCUUUCUGUUAGACGACAGCAGCAGCACGCGAGGCCCCAACACGCCCUGGAACAGCUUCAGCGGGCGCACAAGCUACCCACCAAGGCCCGUCAAGGUCGCUGUGCCGCCCGCCUUCAAGGCACUGCUGCCUGCCAACAGAUGGGACCGGGACGGUCGCCUGCGCACCACACUGGGCACGUGCCAUGCUGGACUCAAGCAGGCUGGGCACUCGCCACGCAAGAGGUCCCGCCCGGCACAUGAG
Closterium sp. Naga37s-1 is the source of this 417-nucleotide messenger RNA. Lineage: Eukaryota; Viridiplantae; Streptophyta; Zygnematophyceae; Desmidiales; Closteriaceae. The record is from the annotation of a GenBank genome assembly.